AGUUCAAAAGCACGUCAAAGUGCAAGUAGAUAAAUAGGUACCGCUCUGGCGGGAAGGUAAACAGCAUUUCCAUGCGCUGCUGCUCUGGUUCGCCAGAAACAGCUUAGUCAUGCUGGCCACAUGACCUGGAAGCUGUACGCUGGCUCCUUCGGCCAAUAAAGCAAGAUGAGUGCCGCAACCCCAGAGUCGGCCACGACUGGCCCUAAUGGUCAGGGGUCCCUUUACCUUUAACCUUUAAAGCCCUAUACGGCCUAGGACCCUUGUACCUACAGGACCAACCCUCCUGAAACGCAGACCUCCCAAGGAGCAUCCCUGGACAUGGCAGGCCUCCAGAACAGCCUGCUCAAGUCACUUCCUGGCCCAGCCAGGAGCCGUCCCAAGCGGCGUGCAUGGGAGAGGCCUGAGGACCGGGAGUGCCGCCUGCGAAGCCUGCAGGUUCGCGUCAAGGACCUGGGCUUGGGCUACAGCUCCGAGGAGACCAUCCUCUUCAAGUACUGCAGCGGCAGCUGCCCCAAGGCCCGCAGCAACCAUGACCUGACCCUCUCCGCUCUGCUGCAGAGGAGCGAGAUACCGGCUUUGGGGGACCCCUGCUGCCGCCCCACACACUAUGAGGAUGUGGCUUUUCUGGAUGACAGUCACCAGUGGCAGGAGGUGGAGCAGCUUUCGGCCGCUGCCUGCAGCUGUGUGGGCUGAUGGUGUUGUUGUUGUUUUUCUUGAGGGGGCGAGGGGAGGGAUAAACGAAUGCAGACAUGGGGCAGCAGCAGAGCCCACAGUAGAACAGGCCACCUUGCCCCACCAACGCAGUCCUUGGCUCAGAGAUGUGCUUUUAGCCACCAAUUAAUGUGCAACUAACAAAGACGCCCCAGCAAGGGGUGCCCAGGCCGCCAUGCUGCUCCCCAGUUCCAAGUGCAAAGCCAUUCCUCAUAACUCACAGCCGAGGGGAGCGGCCUAGGGAGUGCCACACCCAUCACCGGUCCCCUGCUCCUCCCUAGGACCACUUCACUUUACAAACAUGCGGUGUUUUGACUGGAUCCUUUCCGAAUUAGGUCUGAGAGGCUGGGGCAGCACUGUGAGGGCUGAGCAAGCGGAUAUAUUUAUGGGUUAUUUCUAAGUUAUUUAAUUUAUUUCUUCCCCUGAACAGGAGGAAGGCCUAGCAGUUGUGCUAGCCUUUGUCCAAACUGAGCUCCCCGUUACAAAAUAAUAAUGUAUAUGCUGAUUUCUCGUGUUAAGAGGCUUGAGGGUAUUAGUCCCAGACACGCAAUAAGAAUGACUGAGUUGUAAAUACUGGUGUCUAUACAAUAA
Podarcis raffonei (Aeolian wall lizard) is the source of this 1302-nucleotide messenger RNA. RefSeq names its product persephin (gene PSPN). The record is from RefSeq and is a predicted model, not a curated record. Gene Ontology annotation, molecular function: glial cell-derived neurotrophic factor receptor binding; receptor tyrosine kinase binding; growth factor activity. The coding region runs from base 319 to 693 and encodes 124 amino acids. The transcript has 2 exons. Lineage: Eukaryota; Metazoa; Chordata; Lepidosauria; Squamata; Lacertidae.